Penicillium odoratum is the source of this 855-nucleotide messenger RNA. RefSeq names its product Zn(II)2Cys6 transcription factor domain-containing protein. The record is from RefSeq and is a predicted model, not a curated record. Gene Ontology annotation, molecular function: DNA-binding transcription factor activity, RNA polymerase II-specific; zinc ion binding. Gene Ontology annotation, biological process: regulation of DNA-templated transcription. NCBI's taxonomy places the organism in Eukaryota, Fungi, Ascomycota, Eurotiomycetes, Eurotiales, Aspergillaceae. The transcript has 3 exons. The coding region runs from base 1 to 855 and encodes 284 amino acids.
AUGGCCGCACGCAUAUCAAGCCCAUCGCCCGACGGAAGUACACGCAAGCGUGUGUGCAAAGCAUGCGAUCGCUGCAGGCUAAAGAAAUCCAAGUGUGACGGAGCCAAACCAUGCUCACGUUGUAAAGCAGAUAACUCCAUCUGUGUCUUUGGGGAGCGAAAAAGGAUCCAUGAGAGAUCCUAUCCUAAGGGAUACGUUGAGAGGCUUGAGCAACAGCAAGUCUGGCUAGUCCACGGUCUCCAGGAACUCUAUCGUUGCUUAAAUGAAGGCAAAGCCUGGUCAGGCGAUCAUUUGGAUCUCGAACCUAACGGUCACCCGCUCACUCACGACCUUCUUACACGUCUCGGUGCCCUCGACCACGGUAAAGGUGACCGUUUUGAGGAGAAUAUCGAAGCCUUGCAACGGGAUCCUUGGGGCGGCGACAUGCGACAAGAAUCACCCAACGACAGUUCCCACGCAAAAUCCCCUGUGGCCCCUCAAUGUUUCUCCCCCGGCACCUCCUCCCAAAGAACCUCAUUUUCAACACCGGAAAUCGAAAGCCCCUUAAAUAACGCGCCGAUCGCGAGACAGCCUACAGAAGGCGUAUCACAAUACAAUCCUUCGUCAAUACAAGACGACAUUGAUCCGCUAUAUCUCCUGAAUGAAUCUGCGUCAUGGCAAGCCAACGACACAUUCAGUCUUUUCGACGAAAUGGACAUGAUGAGUACAGCCGAUUAUUCAAAUCUCGUCUUCAGCGACUCAACCACAUCACGCUUAUUAAGUCGCCAGAUGCCAAUUAAUUGCAUCACCUCCAGCGUAUAUGGAGAAGACUAUCAGGUCUUCAAUACCAAUUCAGCAGAAAUCACCUUGAUCUAA